GCCUUGGCCUGCUCACUCAUUGCUAUCAUAGACAUGGCUUCCUUUCUCUACUUGCUCUUCUUCUUCUUCUCUCCCUUCUUGUCGUGCUCACUGGCCUCUUCCCCAUCUCCAUCUCCGUCGAGCUUGAUCCAAAGCACAUGCAGCUUGACAUCCAACUACGACUUCUGCGUUGCGACGCUGCAAUCCGACCCGCAUAGCCUGAAAGCCAACGACGUCAAGUCUCUAUCCACCAUCGCCGUCACGAUGGCUUCCGCCACGGCGAAGAGCACUUCGAGGUACGCCACCGCCCAGGCCAAGAACGCGACGGAGGCUGCGGCCGCCCGGUCGGGGUUCCGGACCUGCGCCGAGAAGUACAGGUACGCCGGGGAGGCGCUGCGGUCGGCGCUGGACUCGCUGGCCGGGGAGAACUACGACUACGCGUACGUGCACGUGAGCGCGGCGCAGGAGUACGCGAGCGCGUGCGGCAGGCUGUACCAGAGGAGCUCCGGCGUGGCGUACCCGGACGCCAUGGCCGAGAGGGAGGAGGACCUCAAGCGCUUGUGCGGCACUGCCAUGGACAUCAUCUCUCAGCUCGGUUGAUAUGAUGAUGGCACAGCGACCCAUGGUCCGUGACGAGGUCGCGAUAGCAAUUCUGUUGAUUCAAUCUUCUUUUGUGUCAGUGGUGAAAGCUGUUCUCUCGUGUCCUUCAAUGGUGACAGUGUGGCUGUGUUUGACUUUGUGCACCAUGAACGAAUUGUAAUGGCUAUUAUAUUAAUAAGACUAAACGGAGGGCGCCUUUUGACUUCA
Messenger RNA from Musa acuminata subsp. malaccensis (wild Malaysian banana), 786 nucleotides. RefSeq names its product pectinesterase inhibitor 28. Gene Ontology annotation, molecular function: enzyme inhibitor activity. NCBI's taxonomy places the organism in Eukaryota, Viridiplantae, Streptophyta, Magnoliopsida, Zingiberales, Musaceae. The record is from RefSeq and is a predicted model, not a curated record.